UGAACCACCUUCCAAUGAAGAAAAGAAAAAAAGAAAGGGAAAUUUAGUUGGUCACAUUAAAUUCAAACUAGCCGUUAGGCAGAGCGCUCCUGAUCAUGUAUGUAUCCCUACAUCCUCACUACUCGGCUCACUCUCAUUUCUGCAUACCUGAUAUCAUCAUUGAUCAUCAAUCGGAAUCAAAAUCAGAAUCAAGCAUAGCUUGAAUUUUCUUCCACGAAAAAAUGUUUGCUCAUGGUUUGGAUCAAUCUGCCAUGGAAUGGAUUAAUAAGGGGAAAGAUGAAGUGAUGGAAGCUGAACCUUCUUCACGGGAAAACUUUGAAUAUGGAUUAAUUUCUAGAUCAUCCCCAUAUCUUUGGAAUGGAAGAAAUUAUUUGUCACCUAAAACUCUGCCAUCUCUGAAGUUCCAUUCUGGUUUGCUUGGCAAACAUAGUAUGUCUACUCUAGACUUGAGUGAAUCUGAUGAGCAGACUGUCAGUAAUGAUAGUGAUGAUGAUGGUGAUGAAAGUGUGGCUUCAGCACCGUAUGAUUUGGAUAGUUAUUAUCCUGAACAUGACCAAGAAUUUUCACCGUACAAUGAUGUCAGUAAUUGUGGGAAGCCCAUUCUUUUUGACAAUGAAGAUACCAUUAGUGUGCAAGGUAAACAUGUUAGAUGUCGACCUGGACUGUUGAUCAACAGAGGAUCAUCUAUGCUUAAUCUCAAAGUUGAACUGCCGAACGCGACCAAAAGAUACAGUGAUGUUGGACUAGAGAAACAGAGGGAGUACUUUAUGACUCCAGAUAGUGGUGGUCACUCUCUUGUUAAUGCUAACCCAUAUAGUGCACAGGAUACUCCCAUCAAUCAUAGCAGAUUCUAUGAUUGUGGAGACUUAGGUACUCCGAGCGCUCCUCCAGUCGCAGCCGAUGCCGAGAUUGAAUGUGAGCCAGAAGAUGAUGAGAGACAUGAAACUGUUAUGGAUGAUGCUACAAUGAAUGAACUCACCAGAAAUGGACUGUACACAACUGGAGUUGGAGACUGUAAUGAAGAGAUUAAGCAAGGUUUAUUAGAACCAAAAGCAGACACUUCAGAGGAUGUUGAUUUCCAUGAGAAUGGACAAAAUGCUUUGCAAAUCCUUGUAGCAUAUGAUGCCUGCAUUCGACUAUGCCUGCAUGCGUGGGCAAAUGGUUGUCCAGAUGCACCCGAGUUCCUUCGUGAUGAAUGCCUUAUCCUUCGGAAAGCUUUUGGGCUGAACAAGUUGCUACUGCAUCCACAAGGUAUGCAAACAGAAAAGGAUGGGGUCUCUAAGAGCAGAGAAGAAACAUGCUGUAGGAAGCAGGAUAUAGUAGUCAGCAAGAUUAGGGUGGAAGUGAAAAAGCUACGCAUUAUACCAAGAAGAAAACUUAAGAGUUCAUACUCUAGCCGAGGUUCACUAUACAUUCAAACAGGGGCAAAGUAUGUGCGCCAUGUUUCAUCACUUGUGAAAACCAGCAUCAAUUCGCUCAUGAACUCAUCCUUAUCGCUUACAAGUGAAGAACCUAUGUCAUGCUUAUUCCUUCUAAAGAGCUCCAUGGAAGAUUCUCAAAUGGAUGAUGGUUCUGCAAUAUGCUUGCAUCCAGGAACUGGUGAUUACCAUGAUUUCUUUCCGGAAAGUCAAGGGGAUGCACUUUUGAUUGAAGUUAGAGAUUCAAAACAAAUGACUCAAGGUCAAGCUAUAAUUCCACUUUCAUUGAUAGCUGAGAGCCAAAGUGACAAAGUUCGAUGGUGGCCAAUCUACCAUAGUGAACAUGAAUGCAUUGGGAAGAUCCAACUUUUUAUUGCUAGUUCAGUUCCGGAUGAGGAGGGUAAACAUAUGAAGACUAGUCCUGUUGUUGAAACUCUAGCAUAUGAUAUGUUGCUGGGAGCUGCAAUGCGCGCACAAAACUUCCAUUCUAGCAAUCUAUGUUUGUAUGGUCCUUGGAAAUGGUUGCUGAGUGAAUUUGCAGACUAUUAUGGGGUAUCUGAGUCUUACACAAAGCUAAGGUAUCUCUUGUACGUCAUGAAAGUUGCUACUCCUACCAAAGAUUGCUUAGAGCUUGUACUGGAUUUGCUUGUGCCUGUUGUAAAAGCUAGGGGAGAAAAAACGUUAAAUAGGCAAGAGAAAAGCCUUUUGAUGGAAUGCGAAGUGCAAGUUGAGAGUCUCUUGGCAAAUGUUUUUGAAAACUAUAAGUCAUUGGAUGAGCACUCUGCCACGCAUUUGUCGGAUUCACUUAUUUUGGUACCGCAGACUGCACCACUAGCUCUAGCUCCUGCGGUGCAAAUAUAUACUCUUCUUCAUGAUAUUCUUUCCGAAGGCGCACAAUCAAUCUUACAAAAGUAUUUACAGACUGCAGCUCAGAAAAGGUGUCGAAGGCACAUGCUAGAAGCAGAUGAGUUCAUGUCAAGCAACCCUGAGAAUAUCCUGACAGAUCCUAUAUCCAUCUCCACUGCAUAUAUGAAGAUGAAAAAUCUUUGCAUAAACAUAGGCAAAGAAAUCCUUGCGGACAUCAAAAUCAACAAUCAACAUAUAUUACCCAGUUCAAUUGACCUGUCAAAGAUCACCGCUACCAUUUAUAGCUCUGAAUUGUCCAAGAGGUUGAAAAGGUUCCUUGCAGCAUGUCCUCCAUCUGGCCCUUUGCCUCAUGUGAAUAAACUUCUGGUUGCAACCUCUGAUUUUGAGAGGGAUCUUGAAACAUGGAAACUAAGUCCUAUUCAAGGUGGUGUGGACUCCAAGGAUCUAUUCCACAAUUACAUAAUGGUGUGGGUACAAGAGAUGCAGCUGGAAUUGCUAGAUCUCUGCAAGGCAGAAAAGACACCAUUUGUUGGGUUAUCGACCAACCUUUCUACCUCACCAUUUGCGGAGGAUAUGUAUUCAAAGAUAAAGGACAUGUUAACUCAGUACGAGAUAGUUAUCAGCCGGUGGCCACAUUACUCGUUAGUUUUGGAAAAUGCUGUUGCUGUUAUUGAGAGAGCAAUCUUAAAAGCAUUGGAACGGCAGUAUUGUGACAUUUUGGCUCCAUUGAAAGAUAGCAUACCGAAGAAGCUUGGUAUGCAGGUUCAGAAGUUGGCCCGAAGACAGUCAGCGACACUUUAUGUAGUCCCUAAUCAAUUAGGUACAUUUCUCAACACUGUCAAAAGAAUAGUUGAAGUUCUACAUUCUCAAGUGGAGGAUCUUUUAAAAUCUUGGGCAUCUUGUUUGCCCACAAUUGGUGGUAAAAAGUUGUCCUCUGGAGAGCAGAUGAAUGGGAUAGCUGUUUUGCUUAAGACAAAGUACAAAAAUUAUAUGCAGGCUUUAGUGGUAAAACUUCAUAGCAAUAUACAAGCUAACAGAAACACACAACUGAAGCGGGUUUUGGAAGAAACACAAGACUCAGACAGUGAAGCUGAGGUCCGCGAAAGAAUGCUAAUGCUAAAAUCGCAACUGAUUGAUUCUAUAUCCAAUUUGCACGAGGUUUUCCCAAGUCAAAUCUUCGUGGCAAUUUGUCGAGGAUUUUGGGAUAGAAUGGGUCAGAUUGUAUUAAGGUUUCUGGAGGGACGAAAAGAAAACCGAGUCUGGUACAGAGGAUCAUCUUACGCGCUUGGGAUAUUGGAUGAUAUAUUCGCGUCCCAGAUGCAGCGUUUGCAAGGCAAUGCUCUCCACGAGAAAGAUAUCGAGCCACCAAGGUCGGUGAUGGAGGCUCGAUCCAUUCUGUGCAGAGAUUCUCCAAAUGUAACAAAUUCAUCUAAUUACUUCUAUGUCUAGCCCUUUUUUUCUGUUCUUGUAUAGCUAUAUAAAAACAUACUAAUCCAACAUAUUUCUAUUUUUAGCGUAAAUAAUAAUAUAAAGCUCCCUUUCCUUAUGUAUACUAACAUUUACAAAAACAAAAAUUGUUUGAACAUUAAUGAGAUUUUUUAAAAAAUUGUUUACUAA
Messenger RNA from Amaranthus tricolor (Joseph's coat), 3902 nucleotides. RefSeq lists its product as uncharacterized. The record is from RefSeq and is a predicted model, not a curated record. The coding region runs from base 222 to 3734 and encodes 1170 amino acids. The transcript has 21 exons. Lineage: Eukaryota; Viridiplantae; Streptophyta; Magnoliopsida; Caryophyllales; Amaranthaceae.